AUGGCGUUAAAUGAAGAAACGGACGUGAAGAUUGACGACCAUCCCCACAUAAUGGACAGCUCGGGAGAGUCUCAGAUACAGAAGAUGUUUUCUGGCUCGACGAUAUUCUUGACUGGGGGUACAGGAUUUCUUGGAAAACUGAUGAUUGAAAAGCUUUUAAGAUCCUGUCCUAAUAUUAAAAAGCUAUAUCUAUUAACGAGAGCGAAGAAAAAUAAAAAUGCUAUGGAAAGAUUGCAAGAGCAGUUUGAAGAUUUGCUGUAUGAUAAGUUAAGAAAAGAAAACCCAGAUUUUAUGCAAAAAAUCGGUAUUAUUGAAGGUGACAUGUGUCAAAUUAAUCUGGGCAUGAGUGAUGCAGACCGAGGCAAGCUUAUACAAAAGGCAAGUAUAAUUAACUGUCUCGUUGGUCUGUCGGCAUGCACGGCUGCAGAUGCGGAAGUUUUAGAUUCGAGUACCGGGUCGGGCCAAGUCGAGUUUAUUUUCCACGGCGCCGCUACAGUUCGCUUAGAUGAAGCGUUAAAGACAGCUGUGGAGAUCAACGUGCGAGGGACGAGGGAGGUGCUACAGCUGGCACGUGCAUGCACCAAGCUACGUGCACUUGUCCAUAUUUCUACCGCUUACAGUAACUGCCGCUUAAGUGAGAUCGACGAGAAGUUUUACGACUGCAACCGCUCUGGAGAGAAGCUCAUUAACCUGGUUGAGAAUAUAGAUGAGAAUACUUUAAAGAAGGUGACGUUUGGAUUGAUAGGUGAUUACCCGAACACAUACGUUUAUUCGAAAUCGGCAGCGGAAGACAUCAUCCAGAAAUAUUCUCAAGGACUCCCGGUUGCCAUAAUUAGACCUUCCGUAGUGAUAUCGACGGCGCAUGAACCUGUGCCAGGAUGGAUCGACAAUGUAUAUGGGCCUACCGGUGUGGUGUUAGGAGCAGGUGUCGGCCUCAUACGCGUGCUGCAAGGCAACCCACAAGUUACAGCAGAUUUGGUGCCAGGGGACUACGUAAUAAAUGGAGUAAUAGCAGCGGCCUGGAAGACCGCCAAAGACUAUCCUGGAAAUUAUAAACAUUCUCCAGUUGGUAGUUCGCCUAUUGUAUACAAUUAUGUGUCUUCGGAGCAAAAUCGUAUUACUUGGGGCAAGUUCAUGAAUUCUGUAGAAGUAUAUGGAUACCAAAUGGUGUUCAUGCAAAGCAAGUGGAAGUACAUGUUCCGUUUUACGUCUUCAAAAUUCCUAUACAACUUUUACUGCGUAUUACUACAUUGGAUUCCAGCUUACAUAAUAGAUACCAUCGCUAUUACGAUUAUGAAAAAGCCUAUG
Messenger RNA from Brenthis ino (lesser marbled fritillary), 1308 nucleotides. Lineage: Eukaryota; Metazoa; Arthropoda; Insecta; Lepidoptera; Nymphalidae. The record is from the annotation of a GenBank genome assembly.